Molecule: messenger RNA, 1284 nt
Organism: Dichomitus squalens LYAD-421 SS1
Lineage: Eukaryota; Fungi; Basidiomycota; Agaricomycetes; Polyporales; Polyporaceae
Product: mannose-6-phosphate isomerase
Exons: 4
Coding region: 1-1284 (427 amino acids)
Biological process (GO): carbohydrate metabolic process; GDP-mannose biosynthetic process
Cellular component (GO): cytosol
Molecular function (GO): zinc ion binding; mannose-6-phosphate isomerase activity
Source: RefSeq, a predicted model, not a curated record
AUGACGGCCGUCUUCAAGAUCAUACCUACCACCCAGAAGUAUGACUGGGGCAAGAUUGGUUUGUCUUCCAAGGUCGCGCAGUAUGCAUCAGCGGCCAACCUCCCGGGCUUUACGCUCGACGAGAACGCGCCCUACGCCGAACUAUGGAUGGGAACACACCACACUUCUCCUUCACGCUUGCUUGACUCGCCUUCGCAGGAGAAGCUGUCCGAGUACCUCGCCGCACACCCAGAGCUCAUCGGCCCGUCUGUCACAGAACGCUUCAAAGGCGAGGGCGCCGCAGAAGGGAACCUGCCCUUCCUGUUGAAGAUCCUCGCCAUCGAGAAGGCGUUGAGUAUUCAGACCCACCCGGACAAGGAGACAGCGCGCAAGCUGCAUGCAGAGCGUCCGGACGUGUACAAGGACGCGAACCAUAAACCCGAAAUGGCACUCGCUUUGACACCGUUCCAGGCAUUGUGCGGCUUCCUCCCAUUACCACGCAUCGCAGACUACCUCGUCGACACGCCCGAGUUCGCCGCGCUGGUUCCCCAGGCGAUCCGAGAGCAGUUCCUCCAGGUCGCAUCCACGGAGGACUCCGCAGACUUGAAAGUCAAGCAGGCUUUGAAGGAUGUCUUCUCCGCAGUGAUGACGGCUGAUGCCUCGCUCUUCCAACCGGAGCUCGAGAAGCUCGUCGCGCGGUACAAAUCUGGGGGCGCGAAGCCAUCAGAGAAAGAUGUGCGCGAUCUAGUCCUCCGUCUUGACAGCCAGUUCCCCGGCGAUAUCGGAGUGUUCUGCGCGUUCCUUCUCAACCAUCUGAGCUUGCACCCAGGCGAGGCGAUCUUUCUUGCUGCGGGCGAGCCGCACGCGUAUGUCUCUGGAGACAUCGUAGAGUGCAUGGCGACGUCCGACAACGUCAUCCGCGCGGGUCUCACGCCCAAGCUGCGCGACGUGCCCAACCUCGUCGCGGGGCUCACCUACAACGCCGCACACGCGUCCAAGCACCUCGUCGAGCCGCGCUCGUUCCAGGCGUCCACGCACAGCACGCUCUACGACCCCCCUAUCCCCGAGUUCUCCGUGUUGCGCGCGGUGGUGCCCAGCGGGGAGACGGAGACGCACCCGCCGAUCGACGGCCCGAGCAUCGCGAUCGUGACUGGGGGCAAGGGGACGGUCGUGUGGGGGAGCAGGGAGCAGCUGAACGUGUCGGAGGGGGAUGUGUUCUUCGUCGGGGCUGGCCAUGAGAUCGAGCUUGUGGCUGCUGGCGGGGACGCGCUGGUCGUGCACAGGGCGUUCGUCGAGGGGAAGUGA